ACGGGGAAGCUGCGGCCGCCAUUUCAGAGAGCUUGCCGACACUGUCGCAGGGGUGGAUCCUGAGCUGCCGAAGCCGCCGUCCUGAACUCCCGCGCGGGCUCCUCUAAUCCCAUUGUCUCUUUUAGAUUCGCUUGGGCCUGUCCGCUCUCUGAGCCCGAAAUUCGGGCUGGGUGGUACCGCGGCCUGGGCCUAGCGGCUUAACAGUAGCAACAGCGGCGGCAGCCACAGCCCCCCUCUUUCUGAAUACGAGCACCGCAGGGACCCGGGAAGCCCGCACAGUCGUUUAGAGAAAAUGGCAGACGAUAUUGAUAUUGAAGCAAUGCUUGAGGCUCCUUACAAGAAGACUUGCCUAACGAUAUCUCACCUCUACUCCCAUGAAUUCACCUUUGAUUCCAGUGUGAACUGUCAAUCAUAAGGAUGAGAACAAGUUGAGCAGUGCUAACGGCCAUGAAGAACGUAGCAAAAAACAAAGUUUCUGCCUCCUUGGAAAGCUCUACAUCUCCUUGUGAUUGGAGUGUGGGUUUCAAGAUUCCAGAAGGUGGGAAAAAAAGCAAGAGCAGAAGUCGUAGUCAUGAACGAAAAAGAAGCAAAAGUAAGGAACGGAAGCGAAGUAGAGAUAGAGAAAGGAAAAAGAGCAAAAGCCGUGAAAGGAAGCGAAGUAGAAGCAAAGAAAGGAGACGGAGCCGAUCAAGAAGUCGAGAUCGCAGAUUCAGAGGCCGCUACAGAAGUCCUUACUCCGGACCAAAAUUUAACAGUGCCAUCCGAGGAAAGAUUGGGUUGCCUCAUAGCAUCAAAUUAAGCAGACGACGUUCUCGAAGCAAAAGUCCAUUCAGGAAAGACAAGAGCCCUGUGAGGGAACCUAUUGAUAAUCUCACUCCUGAGGAAAGAGAUGCAAGGACUGUUUUCUGUAUGCAGCUGGCAGCAAGAAUUCGGCCAAGGGAUUUGGAAGAGUUUUUCUCUACAGUUGGGAAGGUUCGUGAUGUGAGGAUGAUUUCUGACAGAAAUUCAAGACGUUCCAAAGGAAUUGCUUAUGUGGAGUUUGUUGAUGUUAGCUCAGUGCCUCUAGCAAUAGGAUUAACUGGUCAGCGGGUUUUAGGAGUGCCGAUCAUAGUACAAGCAUCACAGGCAGAAAAAAACAGAGCUGCAGCAAUGGCAAACAAUCUACAAAAGGGAAGUGCUGGACCUAUGAGGCUUUAUGUGGGCUCGUUACACUUUAACAUAACUGAAGAUAUGCUUCGAGGGAUUUUUGAGCCAUUUGGAAGGAUUGAAAGUAUCCAGCUCAUGAUGGAUAGUGAAACAGGUCGAUCCAAGGGAUAUGGAUUUAUUACGUUUUCUGAUUCAGAAUGUGCCAAGAAAGCUUUGGAACAACUUAAUGGAUUUGAGCUAGCGGGAAGGCCCAUGAAAGUUGGUCAUGUUACUGAACGUACUGAUGCUUCCAGUGCUAGCUCAUUUUUGGACAGUGAUGAACUGGAAAGGACUGGAAUUGACCUGGGAACAACUGGUCGUCUCCAGUUAAUGGCAAGACUUGCAGAGGGCACAGGUUUGCAGAUCCCGCCAGCAGCACAGCAAGCUUUGCAAAUGAGUGGCUCUUUGGCAUUUGGUGCUGUGGCAGAAUUCUCUUUUGUUAUAGAUUUGCAAACAAGACUUUCCCAACAGACUGAAGCUUCAGCAUUAGCUGCAGCUGCCUCUGUUCAACCUCUGGCAACACAGUGUUUCCAACUCUCUAACAUGUUUAAUCCUCAAACAGAAGAAGAAGUUGGAUGGGAUACAGAGAUUAAAGACGAUGUGAUUGAAGAAUGUAAUAAACAUGGAGGAGUUAUUCAUAUUUAUGUUGACAAAAAUUCAGCUCAGGGCAAUGUGUAUGUGAAGUGCCCAUCAAUUGCUGCAGCCAUUGCUGCUGUUAAUGCGUUGCAUGGCAGGUGGUUUGCGGGUAAAAUGAUAACAGCAGCAUAUGUACCUCUUCCAACUUACCACAACCUCUUCCCUGAUUCUAUGACAGCAACACAACUACUGGUUCCAAGUAGACGAUGAAGGAAAAUAUAGUCCUUUAUGUACAUAGCUUUUUUUCUUUCUUGAGAAUUCAUCUUGAGUUAUCUUUUAUUUAGAUAAAAAAUAAAGAGGCAAGGGUCUACUGUCAUUUGUAUACAAUUCCUGUUACCUUGGAAAAAUAAAAAUGUUAACAGGAAUGCAGUGUGCUCAUUCUCCCUAACUAGCAAAUCCCACUGUAUACAAAGCUGUUCUCUUGUUCUGCCUUUUAAAUGUACACGUAGAAAAUUACAUUAAGGAUCUAUAGGAAUAGUUGUAGGGGAACAAAUGUGCUUAAGACAUAAAAAGGCAGACAGGGAUGUAAUAUUUUUAAUGUUUCAGAAGCCUAACUUUUUACACAGCAGUUACAUUUCACUAAUGUUGACAUUUGGUUAAUGGUUUAGCAGAGGUUUCUGGAAUACCUAGUUUAUGGAAAUUCAGGACAGCUAAAUGGGCUGUUUAACAUGUCAUCUUGCAUCCUGAUCAAUUGGCAAGAAAAGGUUUCAAAAAUACAUUUCUGGAUGGUAUCUUUUCAAUUAAUGUAUCUGUAAAAGUUUCUUUGUAAAUAUUAUGUGUUCUGGUGUGUCUUAAGAUUCCAAACAAAAUGAUCCCUGCAUUUCCUCAAGAUGUUUAGUGACAGUCUGGUAAGCAAAGCAGUCUGAGCAAGAAAUAGGAAAUGCAGAAAUAGGUUUUGUCUGGUUGCAUAUAAUCUUUGCUCUUUUUAAGCUCUGUGAGCUCUGAAAUAUAUUUUUGGGUUACUUCAGUGUGUUUGACAAGACAGCUUGAUAUUUCUAUCAAACAAAUGACUUUCAUAUUGCAACAAUCUUUGUAAGAACCACUCAAAUAAAAUUCUCUUAA
This is a messenger RNA of Budorcas taxicolor (takin), 2883 nucleotides long. It is a transcript of the gene RBM39, whose product is annotated as RNA binding motif protein 39. The transcript is spliced from 19 exons. The record is from RefSeq and is a predicted model, not a curated record. Bases 448 to 2031 code for a protein of 527 amino acids. Gene Ontology annotation, biological process: mRNA processing. Lineage: Eukaryota; Metazoa; Chordata; Mammalia; Artiodactyla; Bovidae. Gene Ontology annotation, molecular function: RNA binding. Gene Ontology annotation, cellular component: nucleus.